Molecule: messenger RNA, 8603 nt
Organism: Cebus imitator (Panamanian white-faced capuchin)
Lineage: Eukaryota; Metazoa; Chordata; Mammalia; Primates; Cebidae
Gene: HDAC4
Product: histone deacetylase 4
Exons: 25
Coding region: 461-3643 (1060 amino acids)
Biological process (GO): chromatin organization; negative regulation of transcription by RNA polymerase II
Cellular component (GO): histone deacetylase complex
Molecular function (GO): histone deacetylase activity
Source: RefSeq, a predicted model, not a curated record
GUGAGCAUCCAGACUGUUGCCACUAUCUGGGAGGAGGAAGAGCUGCUCUUCUCUUUUGAUUAUCUUAAUGCUUGUGGUCUGCAGAAAAGCCGACUUCUGAUCAGCACGAGUGGUUGCUAAACAAAAGUCAACCCAAAUUGCCAAGCCACUGACUCUAAGGCCAGAAGCAGACAUUUGCUGUAUCUCAGUAGGAGGUAUUCCGGUUAUUCUACAAAGGAGCUUUGAUUUUCUUUGGCAAAUACAAAUAACCUGUGACGAAACGGAAAGUGUCCCCCUUUAGAAGUCGGAAGGGCACGUGCAUUUUCAUUGUUUGGGGAGUCACUCCCUACAGACUGCUAGCAUAAAGGAUUUUGGCUGAAAUGCACGCAGUUUCUCAAGCCAGUGCCUUCUCUGUUCUCCAGAUGGACUUUCUGGCCGAGACCAGCCAGUGGAGCUGCUGAAUCCUGCCCGCGUGAACCACAUGCCCAGCACGGUGGACGUGGCCACGGCGCUGCCUCUGCAAGUGGCGCCCUCGGCAGUGCCCAUGGACCUGCGCCUGGACCACCAGUUCUCUCUGCCCGUGGCGGAGCCUGCCUUGCGGGAGCAGCAGCUGCAGCAGGAGCUCCUGGCACUCAAGCAGAAGCAGCAGAUCCAGAGGCAGAUCCUCAUCGCCGAGUUCCAGAGGCAGCACGAGCAGCUCUCCCGCCAGCACGAGGCGCAGCUCCAUGAGCACAUCAAGCAACAGCAGGAGAUGCUGGCCAUGAAGCACCAGCAGGAGCUGCUGGAGCACCAGCGGAAGCUGGAGAGGCACCGCCAGGAGCAGGAGCUGGAGAAGCAGCACCGGGAGCAGAAGCUGCAGCAGCUCAAGAACAAGGAGAAGGGCAAAGAGAGUGCCGUGGCCAGCACAGAAGUGAAGAUGAAGUUGCAAGAGUUUGUCCUCAAUAAAAAGAAGGCGCUGGCGCACCGGAACCUGAACCACUGCCUUUCCAGCGACCCUCGCUACUGGUAUGGGAAAACGCAGCACAGUUCCCUCGAUCAGAGUUCUCCACCCCAGAGCGGAGUGUCGGCCUCCUAUAACCACCCGGUCCUGGGAAUGUACGACGCCAAAGAUGACUUCCCUCUUAGGAAAACAGCUUCUGAACCGAAUCUGAAAUUACGGUCCAGGCUAAAGCAGAAAGUGGCCGAAAGACGGAGCAGCCCCCUGUUACGCAGGAAAGACGGGCCAGUGGUCACUGCUCUAAAAAAGCGUCCGUUGGAUGUCACAGACUCUGCCUGCAGCAGCGCCCCCGGCUCCGGGCCCAGCUCACCCAACAGCUCCGGGAACGUCAGCACCGAGAACGGGAUCGCACCUGCCGUCCCCAGCAUCCCGGCGGAGACGAGUUUGGCGCACCGACUUGUGGCGCGAGAAGGCUCGGCUGCUCCGCUUCCCCUCUACACGUCGCCCUCCCUGCCCAACAUCACGCUGGGCCUGCCUGCCACCGGCCCUUCCGCUGGCGCGGCGGGCCAGCAGGACGCCGAGAGACUUGCCCUCCCCGCCCUCCAGCAGAGGCUGUCCCUUUUCCCGGGCACCCACCUCACUCCCUACCUGAGCACCUCGCCCUUGGAGCGGGAUGGAGGCGCAGCGCACAGCCCUCUCCUGCAGCACAUGGUCCUACUGGAGCAGCCCUCGGCACAAGCGCCCCUCGUCACAGACUGGUAUCUUUCAGGCCUGGGAGCUCUGCCCCUCCACGCACAGUCCCUGGUUGGUGCGGACCGGGUGUCCCCCUCCAUCCACAAGCUGCGGCAGCACCGCCCACUGGGGCGGACUCAGUCAGCCCCGCUGCCCCAGAACGCCCAGGCCCUGCAGCACCUGGUCAUCCAGCAGCAGCAUCAGCAGUUUCUGGAGAAACAUAAGCAGCAGUUCCAGCAGCAGCAACUGCACAUGAACAAGAUCAUCCCCAAGCCAAGCGAGCCAGCCCGGCAGCCGGAGAGCCACCCCGAGGAGACGGAGGAAGAACUCCGUGAGCACCAGGCUCUGCUGGACGAGCCCUACCUGGACCGGCUGCCAGGGAAGGAGGCGCAUGCACCAGGCGGCGUGCAGGUGAAGCAGGAGCCCAUCGAGAGCGACGAUGAAGAGGCAGAGCCCCCGCAGGAGGUGGAGCCAGGCCAGCGCCAGCCCAGUGAGCAGGAGCUGCUCUUCAGACAGCAAGCUCUCCUGCUGGAGCAGCAGCGGAUCCACCAGCUGAGGAACUACCAGGCAUCCAUGGAGGCCGCCGGCAUCCCUGUGUCCUUCGGCGGGCACCGGCCUCUGUCCCGGGCACAGUCCUCACCGGCAUCCGCCACCUUCCCCGUGUCUGCGCAGGAGUCCCCCGCAAAGCCGAGGUUCACGACAGGCCUCGUGUAUGACACGCUGAUGCUGAAGCACCAGUGCACCUGCGGGAGCAGUAGCAGCCACCCCGAGCACGCCGGGAGGAUCCAGAGCAUCUGGUCCCGCCUGCAGGAGACUGGCCUCCGCGGCAAAUGCGAGUGCAUCCGUGGACGCAAGGCCACCCUGGAGGAGCUGCAGACCGUGCACUCGGAAGCCCACACCCUCCUGUACGGCACGAACCCCCUCAACCGGCAGAAACUGGACAGUAAGAAACUUCUAGGCUCACUGGCCUCCGUGUUCGUCCGGCUCCCCUGCGGUGGUGUUGGGGUGGACAGUGACACCAUCUGGAAUGAGGUGCACUCAGCGGGGGCUGCCCGUCUGGCCGUGGGCUGCGUGGUGGAGCUGGUCUUCAAGGUGGCCACAGGGGAGCUGAAGAAUGGCUUUGCUGUGGUCCGCCCCCCUGGACACCACGCGGAGGAGAGCACACCCAUGGGUUUUUGCUACUUCAACUCCGUGGCCGUGGCAGCCAAGCUUCUGCAGCAGAGGUUGAGCGUGAGCAAGAUCCUCAUCGUGGACUGGGACGUGCACCACGGAAACGGGACCCAGCAGGCUUUCUACAGCGACCCCAGCGUCCUGUAUGUGUCCCUCCACCGCUACGAUGACGGGAACUUCUUCCCAGGCAGCGGGGCUCCUGACGAGGUGGGCACAGGGCCAGGCGUGGGUUUCAACGUCAACAUGGCUUUCACUGGCGGCCUGGACCCCCCCAUGGGAGACGCCGAGUACUUGGCGGCCUUCAGAACGGUGGUCAUGCCGAUCGCCAGCGAGUUUGCCCCGGACGUGGUGCUGGUGUCAUCAGGCUUCGACGCCGUGGAGGGCCACCCCACACCUCUGGGGGGCUACAACCUCUCUGCCAGAUGUUUCGGGUACCUGACGAAGCAGCUGAUGGGCCUGGCUGGCGGCCGGAUUGUCCUGGCCCUCGAGGGAGGCCACGACCUGACCGCCAUCUGCGACGCCUCCGAAGCAUGCGUUUCUGCUUUGCUGGGAAAUGAGCUUGAUCCCCUCCCAGAAAAGGUUUUACAGCAAAGACCCAAUGCCAACGCUGUCCGCUCCAUGGAGAAGGUCAUGGAAAUCCACAGCAAGUACUGGCGCUGCCUGCAACGUGCGGUCUCUACGGCGGGGCGCUCUCUGAUUGAGGCUCAGACCUGCGAGAACGACGAAGCCGAGACGGUCACCGCCAUGGCCUCGCUGUCUGUGGGCGUGAAGCCCGCCGAAAAGAGACCAGACGAGGAGCCCAUGGAAGAGGAGCCGCCCCUGUAGCGCCCCCUCGAAGCUGCUGUUCUCUUGUCUGUCUGUCUCUGUCCUGAAGCUCAGCCAAGAAACUUUCCCGUGUCACGCCUGCGUCCCACCGCGGGGCUCUCAGAGCACCCAGGGACACCCGGUGUGCGACAGCCACGGGAAGCCUUUCUGCCGCCCAGGCCCGCAGGUUCGAGACGCACAUGCACACCUGGGCGUGGCGGCCUCACAGGGAGCACGGGACAGACGCUGCUGACGCGCAGACACACGGACACGCGCAAGCCAAGCACACUCUGGCGGGUCCCACGAGGGACGCCGCAGAAGAAAGCAGCCUGCGGCGACAAGCGGCCGAGCCGCCGAAUUCAGUUGACGCGAGGCACAGAAAAUGAAUAUCAAAGAUCUAAUAAUACACAACAAACUUGAUUAAAACUGGUGCUUAAAGUUUGAUUAUUACACACAACUCCACAGUCUCUGUGUAAACCACUCGACUCAUCUUGUAGCUUAUUUUUUUUUAAAGAGAACGUUUUCUACGGCUGUGGCCUGCCUCUGUGAACCAUAGCAGUGUGCAGUGGUGGGGUCUGCACCCAGGUGGGGGACAGAGUGACCUUUAAAGAAGACAAAACUGGACAGAAACAGGAGUGUGAGCCUGGAGAAGCUGGCUUGAGAUUCUCAAAGCCAUCGGAAGAUGCAAGUUUGUGCCUUUUUUUUAUUGCUCUGGUGGAUUUUUGUGGCUGGGCUUUCUGAAGUCUGAGGAACAAUGCCUUAAGAAAAAAUAAACAGCAGGAAUUGGUGGGACAGUUUCCUGUGGCCAGCUGAGGCUGGCCGUGCCGGCCCCGCGAGCUGGCCUGAGCCCUGAGCUCGGGCACCAGCCGUCAUCUCCGGGGCCAGGGGCUGCAGCCCCCGGUCCUCAUUUUGCUUUAUUGCUGUUUAAGGAAAAUGGAAGUAGUUCCAAAAAAGUGGCAAAUCCCGUUGGAGGUUUUGAAGUCCAACAAAUUUUAAACGAAUCCAAAGUGUUCUGUUCUCACACGUCACAUAGCGAUUGAGCAUCUCCAUCUGGUCGUGAAGCAUGCGGUAGGCACACUUGCAGUGCUACGGUUGGAAUGCUUUUUAUUAAAAGCAAGUAGCAUGAAGUAUUGCUUAAAUUUUAGGUAUAAAUAAAUAUAUAUGUGUAUAAUAUAUAUUCCAAUGUAUUCCAAGCUAAGAAACUUGAUUCUUACGAAAUCUUGAUAAAAUAUUUAUAAUGCAUUUAUAGAAAAAGUAUAUAUAUAUAUAUGUAUAUAUAUAUAUAUAUAUAUAUAUAUAUAUAUAUAUAUAUAUAUAUAAUGAAUGAAGAUUGCGAAGGUCCCUGUAAAUGAAUGACUUGUGAAUUUGCUCUAAAGGUGCUUAUAGAAAGGGAUCCUGAUUGAAAUUCAUGUAUUUUCGAGCUCCAGAUUGGCUAGAUUUCAGAUCGCCAACACGUUCGCCACUGGGCAACUACCCUACAACUUUGUACUUUAAUUUUAAUUAUUUUGUAACAGAACCCCUUCUGUCUCCAAGCCUUCAUGCACAUAUGUACCUAAUGAGUUUUUAUAGCAAAGAGUAUAAAUUUGCUGUUGAUUUUUGUAUGAAUUUUUCACAAAAAAGAUCCUGAAUAAGCAUUGUUUUAUGAAUUUUACAUUUUUCCUCACCAUUUAGCAAUUUUCUGAAUGGUAAUAAUGUCUAAAUCUUUUUCCUUUCUGAAUUAUUGCUUGUACAUUUUUUUUAACUUUCAAAGGUUUUUUUAAUUAUUUUUGUUUUCUUGUUUAUUUUUGUACAGUGAGUUUUCUGCAGCGUACGGAAUUGUUGCCAUCAGAGUUUAUUUUCAGAAAGUGAGAGGAGGGACCGUAGGUCUUUUCGGAGUGACACCAACGAUUGUGUCUUUCCUAGUCUGUCCUAGGAGCUGUGUAAAGAAGCCCAGGGCUCUUUUUACCUUCAACACUAGUAGUAUUACGAGGGUGGUGUAUUUUCCCCUCCAUGGCAAGGACAGGGAGCAUCGCUUGGGAUGCCCGGCCACUCGGGAGGCUUGCCAGACGCCAUAAGCAGUCAGCAUUAAUGAAACUCAUGUUUAAACUUCUCUGACCACAUUGUCAGGAUAGAAUUCUAACUUCAGUUUUCCAAAGACCUUUUACGCAUGUCAGCAAUUCAUGGGGCACACGUGGGGCUCUUUACCCAUUUGAGUUUUCCACUGCAGCCACGUGGCCGGCCGUGGAUUUUGGAGCCUGUAGCUGCAAGGAACCCAGGACCCUUGUUGCCUGGUGAACCUGCAAGGAGGGCACGAUUUCCUGACCAAGACAGCCAGUCUUGACUCUCUUUCUUUUCAACUGUAACACAGUCACGUCUUACUGGUGACUUAUUUUCUAGCACCUGAAGCCACCAGUUUCAUUCCAAAGGGUAUCAGAUUCAGACCUGUGGGCAGACAUUCAGAUACACUGUGCUCAGGAGGGUCCCAGAGCCAAGUUUCGAAGUUUGGUAAAGUUUACAGGGUAGCUUCUGAAAUUAACUCAGACUUUUGACCAAAUGAGUGCAGAUUCCUGGAUUCACUUGGUCACGGGGCUGCUGCUGGUCAGCUCUAAGACGGUGGUUUGAGAGCAGGGCAGAAAGGUCUUGGGACUUGUUUGACUUUCCCCUCCCUAGUGGCCACUCUGCUCUGAAGCCCAGAUUGGCAAGAGGAGCUGGUCCAUUCCCCGUUCAUGGCACAGAACAGUGGCAGGGCCCAGCUAGCUGGCUCUUCUGGCCUCCUUGGCCUCAUUCUCUGCACAGCCCUCUGGGGAUCCUGCCACCUGCCCUCUUACCCCGCCAUGGCUCAUGGGGAGGAAUGCAUCAUCUCACUUUUUUUUUAAGCAGAUGAUGGGGUAACAUGGACUGCUCGGUGGCCAGGUUAUCAUUGGGGGGCUUAGUUCUAAUCUCAUUCAAAUGGAGACAUCCUCUGUGCAAAGGCCUGGCAAGGGGAGGCACAUUUCAGCUGUCAGCUCACUCCAGCUUCACAAAUGUGCUGAGAGCAUUACUGUGUAGCCUUUUCUUUGAAGACACACUCGGCCCUUCUCCCUGGCAAGUGUCCAGGGCAGAUGGCGGAGGAUCUGCCUCGGCGUCUGCGGGCAGGACCACAUCAGGGAGGGUCCCUUCAAGGGCUCUCUCUGUGGGUCCUUGGACCUUUAGCUUUUUUCUUCCUUUGCAGAGGCCUUGGGGGCACUGGCUGGGAGUCAGCAAGAGAGCACUUUAUAUCCCUUUGAGGGAAACCCCGAUGACGCUACUGGGCCUUUUGGCGUCUGCCCUGCCCUCACGGCUUCCCGCCACGCCACAGCGUGCCCACGCCCCACCAGCAGACGGCUGUCCCCGAGGCCGUUGCCCGCUGGGACUGGCCGCCCCUCCCCAGCAUCCCAGGGCUCCGGUUCUGGAGGGCCAUUUUGUCAAGGUGUUUCAGUUUUUCUUUACUUCUUUUGAAAAUGUUUGCAAGGGGAAGGACCAUUUUGUAAUGGUCUGAACAAAAGCAAGUUUGAUUUCUGCAGCACUAGCAAUGAACUUUGUUGUUUUUAUUUUUGAUCAGAACAUUCCUUCUUUACUGGUCACAGCCAUGUACUCAUUCCAUUCUUCUUUUUGUAGACUUUGGGCCCACGUGUUUUAUGGGCAUUGAUACAUAUAUAAAUAUAUAGAUAUAAAUAUAUAUGAAUAUAUUUUUUUAAGUUUCCUACACCUGGAGGUUGCAUGGACUGUACGACCGGCAUGUCUUUAUAUUGUAUACAGAUUUUGCACGCCAAACUCGGCAGCUUUGGGGGAGAAGAAAAAUGCCUUUUUGUUCCCCUCUCAUGACAUUUGCAGAUACAAAAGAUGGAAAUUUUUCUGUAAAACAAAACCUUGAAGGAGAGGAGGGGGGGAAGUUUGCGUCUUAUUGAACUUAUUCUUAAGAAAUUGUACUUUUUAUUGUAAGAAAAAUAAAAAGGACUACUUAAACAUUUGUCAUAUUAAGAAAAAAAGUUUAUCUAGCACUUGUGACAUACCAGUAAUAGAGUUUAUUGUAUUUAUGUGGAAACAGUGUUUUAGGGAAACUACGCAGAAUUCAGAGUGAACUGCCUGUCUCUCUCGAGUUGAUUUGGAGGGAUUUUGUUUUGUUUGGUUCUGUUUGUUUCCUUUUAUCUCCUUCCACGGGCCAGGCGAGCGCCGCCCGCCCUCACUGGCUUUGUGAUGGUUUAUUCUGAUUGAGAACCGGGCAGACUCAAAAGAGUCCCCUUUUCCGCACAGCUGUGUUGACUUUUUAAUUACUUUUAGAUGAUGUAUGGCUAAGAUGUCACUUCAAGCAGUCGUGAACUGUGCGAGCACUGUGGUUUAAAAUUAUACUUUGCAUCGAAAGGAAACCAUUUCUUCAUUGUAACGAGGCUGAGCUUGUUCUUAGCUCGGCCUUACUUUGUCUCUGGCAUUGAUUAAAAUCUCCUAUUGAAAGAAAAAGAAAGCGAACAGUUUUUGUUUGUUUGGGUUUUUUUUUUUUGUUUUUUUUGUGUUUUUUUUUUUUGCUGUGUGUGCUCCAUAGUGGGGGCGCUAUUUUCCAGUUGAUGAGAAUGACAAACAUACAUAAUCUAUCUAUCUGUAACGGGGGCUUGAACCUUACUCACCCAAGAGCUUCUUACGGAAUGUGGUAGAAAACAAAGUUGUAACGACACUGUAUCCCACUUGAUGCCUGUUCGCGCCUGGCGUGGGCUCCGCACUGGCCGUGACCACCAUUCUCUGUGAUUUAAUCCAUUUCUCUUGGAUUGUCUGGAUGUGCCCAAUGGUUCUUUCUUUUGCUCAGUGGAGUUGGAGGUUUUGUGUUUGGUUUUCUCAUUCUUGUUUUGUGUGGAUGGAUUUUCACUGACCAAUGAUAUCCUCUUCUGACGGUCAACUUCUUUCCACUUCACUGGAGUCCAGUAUUCUGUACCACAUCACACGACCUGUUACUCUUGUGGUGUAAAUAAAGACUGCGUUACUUGCCCUCCCA